Cynoglossus semilaevis (tongue sole) is the source of this 2017-nucleotide messenger RNA. It is a transcript of the gene cct2, whose product is annotated as chaperonin containing TCP1, subunit 2 (beta). Gene Ontology annotation, biological process: protein folding. Gene Ontology annotation, molecular function: ATP hydrolysis activity; ATP-dependent protein folding chaperone; ATP binding. Bases 127 to 1734 code for a protein of 535 amino acids. The record is from RefSeq and is a predicted model, not a curated record. Gene Ontology annotation, cellular component: chaperonin-containing T-complex; cytosol. The transcript has 16 exons. Lineage: Eukaryota; Metazoa; Chordata; Actinopteri; Pleuronectiformes; Cynoglossidae.
GUUCGUGUAGAGGCUUUUUUCCGUAAGGACACUUGAACGCAGCAUUACGGUUUAGCGUCAUGACGUCAUCCCCCGUUAAACCCUCCUUCUGCGCGUGCACGGCUCCAGUCUUGAAGCUCAGUCAUCAUGGCGUCUUUAUCCAUGGCCCCCGUCAACAUCUUCAGACAUGGAGCUGAUGAAGAGAAAGCUGAAACUGCACGACUGUCCUCCUUCAUCGGCGCCAUCGCCAUCGGAGACCUGGUGAAGAGCACCCUGGGUCCAAAGGGCAUGGACAAGAUCCUGCUCAGCGCAGGGAAAUCUGGAUCAGUGACGGUGACCAACGACGGCGCCACCAUCCUGAAGGCCAUCGGCGUCGACAACCCUGCUGCCAAAGUUCUGGUUGACAUGUCCAAAGUUCAGGAUGACGAGGUUGGAGAUGGAACAACGUCGGUCACCGUGUUGGCGGCCGAGCUACUGAGGGAGGCAGAACUCCUGAUCGCCAAGAAGAUUCACCCACAGACCAUCAUCUCUGGCUGGAGGAAGGCGACUCAGGUGGCCCGAGAUGCCCUGAGAGAAGCAGCCGUUGACCACAGCAACGAUAUCCCUCGUUUCCACGAGGACCUGAUGAACAUCUCCCGUACUACGCUGUCCUCCAAACUCCUGACCCACCAUAAAGACCACUUCUCACGCCUGGCUGUGGACGCCGUCCUGAGGCUGAAGGGCUCUGGUAACCUGGAGGCCAUCCACAUCAUCAAGAAACUGGGCGGCAGCCUGACCGACUCGUACCUGGAUGAAGGUUUCCUGUUGGACAAGAAGAUCGGCGUCAACCAACCCAAGAGGGUGGAGAACGCCAAAAUCCUCAUCGCCAACACUGGCAUGGACACGGACAAGAUCAAGAUCUUUGGCUCCAGAGUUCGUGUGGACUCCAUGGCCAAGGUGGCGGAGAUCGAACAGGCAGAGAAGGAGAAGAUGAAAGAGAAAGUUGACCGGAUCCUGAAACACGGCAUCAACUGUUUCAUCAACAGACAGCUGAUCUAUAAUUACCCAGAGCAGCUCUUCGCUCAGGCCGGGGUCAUGGCCAUCGAACACGCCGACUUUGCCGGCGUCGAACGCCUGGCGCUGGUCACCGGUGGAGAGAUCACCUCCACCUUCGACCACCCGGAGCUGGUCACUCUGGGUCACUGCAAACUGAUCGAGGAGGUGAUGAUCGGGGAGGACUUGCUCAUCCACUUCUCUGGAGUGGCCAUGGGUGAGGCCUGCACCAUCAUCCUGCGCGGAGCCACUCAGCAGAUUCUGGACGAGGCCGAGCGUUCGCUGCACGACGCGCUGUGUGUGUUAGCGCAGACCGUGAAGGAGCCGCGGACCGUCUACGGAGGAGGCUGCUCUGAGAUGCUGAUGGCUAAAGUGGUGACGGACCUGGCCAAUCGGACGCCAGGGAAGGAGGCGGUGGCCAUGGAGUCGUUUGCCAGAGCCCUGGCCAUGCUUCCCACCAUCAUCGCCGACAACGCUGGCUACGACAGCGCCGACCUGGUGGCUCAGCUCAGAGCUGCGCACCAGGAGAGCAAGAACACGAUUGGACUGAACAUGACUGAAGGCACCGUAGGCGACAUGUCAGAGCUGGGAGUCACGGAGUCGUUCCAGGUGAAGCGUCAGGUGCUGCUGAGCGCCUCCGAGGCUGCGGAGAUGAUCCUGAGAGUUGAUGACAUCAUCAGAGCUGCUCCCAGGAAAAGAGUUCCAGACCAUCACCCCUGCUAGAAGACCUUCAGGAGAGGAAGUGGAAAAGGGGGCGGGGCUACAGUUUGGUUAUUUAUCACCUGAUCGUGUGUGUUUCCUUUGUUGUCAAAGGUCAAGCAGAGCUGACCUCAGGGCUCCUGCUCCUUAAACAGAACAGCUGUGAUGGUCAGUGGUUCUUAGUUAGGCUAAUGUUAGCACGAGCUAAUGCUACGCUGCUGUACUUUAAUGUUAGCACGAGCUAAUGCUACGCUGCUGUACUUUGUUGUACUGAAAUAAAAAAAUGAAUAAACAAAAUUGAACCAGA